Fulmarus glacialis (Northern fulmar) is the source of this 563-nucleotide messenger RNA. RefSeq names its product nuclear factor NF-kappa-B p100 subunit-like. Gene Ontology annotation, molecular function: protein binding. The record is from RefSeq and is a predicted model, not a curated record. The annotation marks the transcript as partial. Lineage: Eukaryota; Metazoa; Chordata; Aves; Procellariiformes; Procellariidae. The transcript is spliced from 4 exons.
GCCUUUGCACCUCGCUAUUAUCCAUGAGCAGACGGCUGUGAUCAAGCAGCUGAUCGAGGUCAUUGUUAGCAUCCCCAGGCAGCAGAUCAUCAACAUCUCCAACAACUUGCAUCCGCCCCACUUGUCCCGGCUCCGGCUGCAAGCCCAUGCCGACCCCCCCUUUCUGGACCGCUACGGCAAUUCCCUGCUGCACCUGGCGCUCCAGGCUGGCGAUGAAGAGAUGCUGAGGAUGCUGCUGGCCCACCUGGGCUCGGCUGCCCCUUACCUGCUCCACCUGCCCAAUUUCCAUGGCCUCCCGCCUGUGCACCUGGCAGUGAAGGCAAAGAAUCUGGCCUGCCUGGACCUGCUGGUCAGGAAGGGAGCGGAUGUGAAUGCGGUGGAGAGGCAGGGCGGGAGGACCCUGCUGCACCUGGCCGUGGAGAUGGAGAACCUGAACAUGGCCACCCACCUGGUGAAGAAGCUGGGAGCAGAUGUCAACAGCCGGACCUUUGCUGGGAACACCCCUCUGCACCUGGCUGCUGGCCUGGGCUCCCCCACCCUCACCAAACUACUCCUCAAAGCUG